This is a messenger RNA of Leptidea sinapis, 1140 nucleotides long. RefSeq lists its product as uncharacterized. The record is from RefSeq and is a predicted model, not a curated record. Bases 149 to 1114 code for a protein of 321 amino acids. Lineage: Eukaryota; Metazoa; Arthropoda; Insecta; Lepidoptera; Pieridae. The transcript has 2 exons.
UGAUAUCGACUCCUUUGCAUGUGGCUUAUACAAAGUGAUUAUUAAAGGAAAAAGAGAUGGAAUUAAAAUAAGAAUUAAAAUUCUCAUAAAAUGGCACACACAAGUUGCAGAUCGUUUAUGUUUCAGAGAAGCAUAUAGAAGAGAGUAUAUGUUUGUAACCAAAGUACUGCCGAUCUUUCUGCAUAUUCAAAGAACGUAUAUGACUAAUGAAGGACUAAAAUUAAAGUUUCCUAAUUAUGUACUGGCUUCAAUUGAUUAUAAUGAGGAAGUGAUAGUUGUUCACAUUUUACAAAAUUAUAAGCUAUUGAAUAGAUUUUAUAAAAUGGACUUCGCUCAUGCUUCUUUGGUUAUAAGAAGCUUAGCAAAAUUACACGCUUUCUCUUUCAUCGCAGCGAAAUUAUUUCCGCGAGAUUUCGAAGAAAUAAAACGAUUGUUUGACAAUGACGUGCAAUAUUCAGAUUUGAACAAUAUCCCAAAUUCAUUAGAGUGGUAUUUCAAUGCAUCUGUUUCCAUAAUUUUUGAUUCAGAGAUCAGAUUGAAAUUGCAACAUAUAUCUAAUAAAAUAUCGUUGAUACUAAACAGAUGCACUGCUCCAGUGAAUGGAUAUAGUGUCAUAUGCCAUUCAGAUUGCUGGCAUAACAAUACAUUUUUCAAGCACAUGGGAGAUAAACCGGUGGAUUUAGUGUUCGUUGACUAUCAGAUGGCCCGUCUGGCUUCUCCAGUAACGGAUAUUUCUUAUUUCUUCUUCAUGACAUCCGACUACGAAUUUCUUAAACACAAUUACGAUCACCUUUUAUACAUUUAUUACGCGACAUUGUCUGCGAGCCUUCAUGAGUGUAAGGUAAAUGCUGAGGAAGUAUUUCCAAGAAGAAUAUUUGAAGAACAUCUUAAGAAAUAUUCCAUUUUGGGACUUAUAGAAGCCUUAAUAUCAAUGAAAAUAAUAACAGCGGAAUCAGACGAAGCCCACAAAAUGACUGAAAUGAAACAUCAAAGCUGUAAUGGAUUGCAUCAGUUUGAAACACAAAAUCAAAGCUUAUUUGUAAACAGAGUAAACGGCAUUGCAAACUUCUAUUUUGAAAGAAACUACUCUAUCGAUCACUUUGUCUCUGAAUAAAGCAUUUUUAUUUACUCCUUAGUAUA